AUGACACAAGAGGAUCCUGUCAAAUUCGUUGCUCCUGAGGUCGAGCGCUGGGUUUAUCCGGCUGAAACUAAAGAGAACCUUGAUUGGGCGGAGCUAACUACGAUUGAUAUUAGCACAUUUGAUCAACCAGGGGGAAAGGAAAAGCUCGCCCAGGAGCUAGCCUCAGCAAUUCAACAUGACGGUUUCUGGGCUGUUGUUGGCCACGGAAUUCCCAAAACCGAGGUUGAACGGCAAUUCGCUCUUGGAAAGGCUUUUUUUGGAAAACAAACUCUUGAGCAAAAAGCCACUCGCACUGUCAAGUUCGAGGAUGGAGAUUAUUUCGGAUACAAACCCCGCCAUGUGAAGAAGAUGUUUGGAACAGAAGUUCGUGAAAAUGCAGAAUUGAUCAAUAUCCCCAAGUUUACAGAAUCUGGUCACUUCGAAGAUAUCCACAAGGAACUUCCGUUCGUUCAAUAUUUCCGUGACGAGAUUGAACCUUUCUCCAAAAAAACUUACGAGGUUGCACGUAAACUGUUUGUGUUAUUUGCUUUGAUUCUCGAGCUUCCAGAAAACUACUUCGCGGAUAAACACAAAUAUGACGACUAUUCGGAUGAUCAUCUCAGAUACAUGCAAUAUGAACCGCGUUCUGCGGAAGACGAUGCUAAAGUGGAAAACAAUUGGGCGCGUGCACACACAGAUUUUGGAUCGUUGACUUUGCUAUUCUCUCAGGUUGUUGCUGGUUUGCAGAUAAAAACCGGUGAUGGUGAAAAUAGUCAGUGGAAAUACGUCAAACCCGUUGAUGACGGAAUUGUUUGCAAUAUCGGAGACGGCUUGUCGUUCUGGAGUAAUAGUUUUUUCCGCUCAACCAUACACCGUGUGGUUCGUCCCCCAGAAGACCAGGUGACAGCUCCCCGUCUUGGUUUGUUCUAUUUUGUGAGGCCUGGUGAUGGUGCGCAAAUUGAGGUCGCCCCUUCUCCAUUGCUUAAACGCCUGGGUCUCUACAAGGAGCUAAAGCCAAUCACUGGAACACUUUACGUACGUAGCAGAGUCAAAAAUUACCAUGACUCCACAUCUUACGACAAACGUGCUGGGGAGAAGUUUCGUGUGGGUGAUUUCGAGAUUGCUGACGGGUUCGAGUGA
Messenger RNA from Kuraishia capsulata CBS 1993, 1119 nucleotides. RefSeq lists its product as uncharacterized. Bases 1 to 1119 code for a protein of 372 amino acids. Gene Ontology annotation, molecular function: dioxygenase activity. The transcript has a single exon. Lineage: Eukaryota; Fungi; Ascomycota; Pichiomycetes; Pichiales; Pichiaceae. The record is from RefSeq and is a predicted model, not a curated record.